Messenger RNA from Homo sapiens (human), 3349 nucleotides. RefSeq names its product protein phosphatase 1 regulatory subunit 18 (gene PPP1R18). Gene Ontology annotation, molecular function: phosphatase binding. Gene Ontology annotation, cellular component: cytoskeleton. The record is from RefSeq and is marked validated. NCBI's taxonomy places the organism in Eukaryota, Metazoa, Chordata, Mammalia, Primates, Hominidae.
GCGCUGAGACGCGCCCGGCUGCUGCCGCCGCCCUCCUUUCCCCUCUUCCCUGGUUUCCCUUCUCCUCUAGACCUGUUCGCUCUCCGCCCCUCCUUGCCUCCCCAACACCCCCUCAGGUCCCGUUGCCUCCUGGUCCUUUCAGGGAUUCCUGGUCCUUCCUUCCCACACUAGCCUCCCUGGGGUAUCGCUGAGGCAGCCUGGCCUGCACCCAGGUUCCCCUCACCCCUGCCACAUUUCUCUCUUCUCCCUCACGCCAACUUUCCUUUUCGCCCUUCUCUCUCUUUCUCACAUCCUAGAGACGGUCUUUAAUACGCAUUAACCCUGUGCUGCCACAUCUGGCUCCUGCCCUCAUUGCCUCCAAUCCGGACUCUUCCUCUCACAUCACCCCCACCACCCCCAACUUGGGCUCACAACUUCUCUUCACUUUUUCCAUUUCCCCAGUUCUCUGCCUUCCGUCUUUCCCUCUGUCCUCAUCCUUAGCCCCUCUGCCCUGCUUUGUGUCCCACCUCUCCCCCUCCACUUCCUCUCCUCCCACCCUCAGUCUCACCCCCGGGCUGUCUCACUCUCUGGAGCCUCUCCUUCCUGUUCUCUGUCCCCAGUGCUCCCUACCCUCACCUCAAGACGACCAUGGCCACCAUCCCAGACUGGAAGCUACAGCUGCUAGCCCGGCGCCGGCAGGAGGAGGCGUCCGUUCGAGGCCGAGAGAAAGCAGAACGGGAGCGCCUGUCCCAGAUGCCAGCCUGGAAACGAGGGCUCCUGGAGCGCCGCCGGGCCAAGCUUGGGCUGUCCCCUGGGGAGCCUAGCCCUGUGCUAGGGACUGUAGAGGCUGGACCUCCAGACCCGGAUGAGUCUGCGGUCCUUCUGGAGGCCAUCGGGCCAGUGCACCAGAACCGAUUCAUCCGGCAGGAGCGGCAGCAGCAGCAGCAGCAACAACAACGGAGUGAAGAGCUGCUAGCAGAGAGAAAGCCUGGGCCUCUGGAGGCCCGGGAGCGGAGACCCAGCCCUGGGGAGAUGCGGGAUCAGAGCCCCAAGGGAAGAGAGUCAAGAGAAGAGAGACUAAGUCCGAGGGAGACCAGAGAGAGGAGGCUGGGGAUAGGGGGAGCCCAAGAGUUGAGCCUGAGGCCUCUGGAGGCUCGGGACUGGAGGCAAAGCCCAGGAGAGGUGGGAGACAGGAGCUCCCGACUGUCAGAGGCAUGGAAAUGGAGGCUGAGUCCUGGAGAAACUCCAGAGCGGAGUCUGAGACUAGCAGAGUCUCGAGAGCAAAGCCCCAGGAGAAAAGAGGUGGAAAGUAGACUGAGCCCAGGGGAAUCUGCCUACCAGAAGUUGGGCCUGACAGAGGCCCAUAAAUGGAGACCUGACUCCAGAGAGUCUCAGGAACAGAGUUUGGUACAACUGGAGGCAACAGAGUGGAGGCUGAGGUCAGGAGAAGAAAGACAAGACUACUCGGAAGAAUGUGGGAGAAAAGAAGAGUGGCCAGUUCCAGGGGUAGCUCCAAAAGAGACUGCAGAGCUGUCCGAGACCCUGACAAGGGAGGCCCAAGGCAACAGUUCCGCAGGAGUGGAGGCAGCAGAGCAGAGGCCUGUGGAAGAUGGCGAGAGGGGCAUGAAGCCAACAGAAGGGUGGAAAUGGACCCUGAACUCCGGGAAGGCUCGAGAAUGGACACCCAGGGACAUAGAGGCUCAAACUCAGAAACCAGAACCUCCAGAGUCAGCAGAGAAGCUUCUGGAAUCUCCCGGUGUGGAGGCUGGAGAAGGGGAGGCUGAGAAGGAGGAGGCGGGGGCUCAGGGCAGGCCUCUGAGAGCCCUGCAGAACUGCUGCUCUGUGCCCUCCCCCCUCCCACCAGAGGACGCUGGGACUGGAGGCCUGAGACAGCAGGAAGAGGAAGCAGUGGAGCUCCAGCCCCCACCACCAGCCCCUCUGUCUCCCCCACCCCCAGCCCCAACUGCCCCCCAACCUCCUGGGGAUCCCCUCAUGAGCCGCCUGUUCUAUGGGGUGAAGGCAGGGCCAGGGGUGGGGGCCCCCCGCCGCAGUGGACACACCUUCACCGUCAACCCCCGGCGGUCUGUGCCCCCUGCGACCCCAGCCACCCCAACCUCUCCAGCCACAGUUGAUGCUGCAGUCCCGGGGGCUGGGAAGAAGCGGUACCCAACUGCCGAGGAGAUCUUGGUUCUGGGGGGCUACCUCCGUCUCAGCCGCAGCUGCCUUGCCAAGGGGUCCCCCGAAAGACACCACAAACAGCUUAAGAUCUCCUUCAGCGAGACAGCCCUGGAGACCACGUACCAAUACCCCUCCGAGAGUUCGGUACUGGAGGAGCUGGGCCCGGAGCCUGAGGUCCCCAGUGCCCCCAACCCUCCAGCAGCCCAACCCGACGACGAAGAGGAUGAGGAAGAGCUGCUGCUCCUGCAGCCAGAGCUCCAGGGCGGGCUGCGCACCAAGGCCCUGAUUGUGGAUGAGUCCUGCCGGCGGUGACCAUCUUCCAACAUAGGGAUAUACCUCCCUCCUUCUUAUAACUGAAGAUCCUGGAGCCCGGAAGAUUCAGGGCAGACAGACCCUGAUAAUGAGCCUGGCAGGGAAGGGCAACCAACAUCUUGUAACUUGCUUUCCCCACCCUGUUUCUGGGGGCAGAGCCAAUUGCCCAAUUUCUACCCUAAUCCAAAGUCCCUGGUGUGGGUGGGGUUAAACGUGCUGGUGCAUCCUAGGUCAUCCAAGAGUGAGCGCCAAGUCCUGAGAAGGGGCACAGAACUCCCUGGAGGGUGGAGAUGGAGCACCUGCCCCCCAUGGCAGGGUACACUCUCCCCACAGCCUUCCUCCCCACCAUCCCGUGGGGACUCUCGGGAUUUAAGCACUCGUCUCUCUGGGAGGCCCAGACCCCACUCCAUUUAUAGGCACAUCUCCUUCAUUUCCUAGGUCACUGCCCCUUUGUUUACAGCUCCUGCCUCCUCCCUUGACCACAGCCUGGUUUACAAAUUCCAUCAGCUCCCAGCCCCACCUGCCAAAGUCCCAGGUUUACAAGCCACGCUUACUUGCUGUGUCUGCGUGGAAUUCUCUCCUCUGUCCCCUCCAGUCUCCUCAUUGGAGUGACCUGAAGGUGUGGCUUCCUCCACUUUUUCUCAGUAUUACUUUGCCUUAGUUUUCCCCAAGAGGGAAGGCUGGAACUCUUAACUCUGUACCCCUUGAUAGUUAUUUAAUUCUGUUUCUCCUAGUGGUUCACAAUUGAACUGAAUUGAGAUGGUGUCGGGUGGCUAAGGAGACACCUCACCUCUCCUUCCCCAUUGUGCCGCCUUUAUCAAUUGCCUGUUUUGUUUUGUUUGUUUUUUAACUUUCCAUAAUAAAAUGGAGUUCUCUUCAA